Racocetra persica is the source of this 1773-nucleotide messenger RNA. Lineage: Eukaryota; Fungi; Glomeromycota; Glomeromycetes; Diversisporales; Gigasporaceae. The record is from the annotation of a GenBank genome assembly.
AUGGGUGUUAAACGUCUAAACUCAUUAUUAAAACGUUACGCUCCCGAUUCAAUAGUCCAAAAAACCCUUGACCAAUACAAACACAAGAGAUUGGCAAUAGACGGUAGUAUUUAUCUUCGAAAAUUUGUUUAUGGUAUCAAAGCUACUAAUGGUCAGGGGGAAAUGCAUCCGUAUACACAUAUUCUUGGUUUUUACAGGAUGACAUUACUUUUAAAACAGAAUAAUAUUACACCGAUAUUCGUGUUUGAUGGCAAAACAAGAAUAAAAGAGAAAAAUAAGGAAUUGAUAAGAAGAAGAAAUUUAGCGAAAAAAGCUCAAGAAAUAUUAAAAUUUGAAAAAAUUAGGAAUGAAAGAUUAGAAAAAUGGAAAUCAGUUGUUAAUAAAAUGGAAAAAAAGAAAGAUAGUAGUAUUUCAGAAUAUAUAACAAUGGGUCUUAGUGAAGUUGUAGAGAAGACGAUUUCAUCGUCAAUGAUACAAACUCUAGAUAAUGGUACUCACAUUCGUCUUAAUAUUCCACAGAAUAUUACAUCCUGCAAACCUCCUGAAACUUUGGCCGGUAAGAUCAUACAAGAUCUAAUGACAUUCAUUCAAUUAGAACAGAAUACAGAUUUUGUAGAUUCAUAUUUCGAAAAAUCGUGUGUUGAAGGAUCCGACAAAUUAAUCAAAGAGAUAAGAAGUUUAAAGGAUGAUAAGUCAAGAUGCAUAAGGCAAAAGGUUAUACUGGAGAUGCAAAUACCAAUUUUAAUUUAUUUAAUUAAAUUUAUCAGGCAAGUAAUUGAAUCUAAAUCGCAUAAUACGGAAGUUAUACAGAAACAACAAACACAAUUGAUUCGCUUAUUACUUUUAAUAAAAGAGAUAGCAACAAAAAGCCAAGCAAGAAAAACGACAAUACAAACUUUAUCAGUUGAGAGAAUCAAAAAAAUUGCAAAUUUGAUGGAUGAACAGACAUUCAAAAAAAAGUACCCUAAUUUUAAGCCUUUAGCCGAUGAUAUAAAAUUAAGGAAGGAAAUAAAGGACAUGGUGAAUACGGCAUUGAAAGGGGUAGCAUUAUUGGCCAAUGAUAAAAGGUUUACAAAAGUACAACGCAGGAUAGCGCAGAUGGAAUACCAACUUGUCGAGUCUUUGUUGGCUGGGCAAUUAUCAAAUGAUAUAAUAUUAGAUAUAAUGAAAAACUUGGAGAAACGCACGAUUAAAGUUACUUGGAAGAUGUAUGAUGAAUGCCAAGAAUUUUUAAAAGCGUGGGGAAUUCCGUGCAUAACAUCAGAAGGGUACGAAGCAGAGGCAUUAUGCGCAUCAUUGACAACACACGGCUUAGCCGACGCAUCAGUGUCAGACGAUACGGAUACCAUAUUAUAUGGGGAUGGACCAGUUGUAAGACAAUUUUUGACUAAACGAAAUCCGAUUCAGGAAGUUUCACCGGUCAAAAUUCGAGAAUUACUUAAUCUUUCACGUGAUGAAUUUAUCGAUCUAUGCAUUUUAUGCGGAACGGAUUUUUCCGGAACAAUCCGAGGGAUUGGACCCGUAAAAGCAUUAGAAAUGAUUAGGAGUUAUGGGACGAUAGAAAAUAUCAUACCAAAUCUUGACUCAUAUAAUACGCAUGAGUCAGAUUUUAUGGAAGAAGUUAAAAGUGCAAGAAAAAUUUUCAAAAAUCCACCAACUAUUUCCUCAAAAUACAAAAAACUUUUGGAAGAAAAGGAGGAAAAUGUAGAAUUCCCAAAAUUAUUGAAUAAAUUUCAAAUCGAUACUAGUAAUAGCCAUUAUACGAAAGGGUGA